Molecule: messenger RNA, 2553 nt
Organism: Fibroporia radiculosa
Lineage: Eukaryota; Fungi; Basidiomycota; Agaricomycetes; Polyporales; Fibroporiaceae
Exons: 6
Coding region: 1-2553 (850 amino acids)
Molecular function (GO): protein binding
Source: RefSeq, a predicted model, not a curated record
AUGUCUGCCUUUCGAUUGCCGGCGUCACUCCUCGACCUUACACUCGUGCAGGCGUCGCUGCGCUCACAUGCGCGUGUACCACGAACGACUCGACUCUGUGCUGUGUAUGCUUCACGAAGACACGGCCAUGGGGUUUCUGCUGCACUAGCGCAGGUCCCAUACCCGGACGGGUUGGAUCUGCAUAGCGACCAGUUUCUAUAUGGAGAACAACCAGGCAAGGAUAGGGAGAUUACAUCGACAGAUGUGGGCGGACGUCCAAGAAGUGGGUUGUUGUCCGAGCUGGAGGAGAGAGUGUUGUCGCUGCAAGAAGCUGAGCCACUGGUGGAUACACUUACGUACUCCGAAGAGGAUCUACUCGAGAUCUACGAAGACCUCUUGAAGCAGUCUACUACAGUCGCAUUGCAAGAGUCGUCAACCGUCGAUCCUGCUGUCCAGGAAGAGCACGACAGAAAUGCGGUCUUGGAUGUUUACGGUCGUCUAUUUGAAUCCGACAUUGAGACUUUGGUUCCUGGUGCAAAAUAUCCAUAUCUUGGUGUCGUAGAGCGAUUGCAGGAGAUAUGCUUAUCCCUCGACGCUUUCCGCAUCUCCACUCCAUCCCUGUCUGCCGACGCAGCGCUAUCCAAUAUUCCCACAGGAAUCUUAACAAACGACGAGUGGCUUUCGCUUAUCCGCACAUGCAUCACGGCACAAGACAGUGCCGCAGCGGAGACGGUGCUCAGCUUGAUGAAGCAAUCGGGCGUCACGUCUCUGGAAGACGCCAUCAACAGUGUCCUUUCAAUGUAUGCUCUAAAUGGCAACAUCGCCGCCACGGAACGAGUCCUGUUUUCCUACGCAACUUCGCCUUCCGAACGCCAGCGCGACCUCCACGUCAAGGCUUAUAUCAAAGCACUCCCUUUCCGCGCCUUUCCCACCGACGCGCUAGACGUUCUACACAGCUACGAAACCAAAGGCAUACCUCCUCCGCAGAAAUCCUACACGCGUGUGAUGUACGCGCUGCUGAACGUGCGGGACCGCGCCGCCGAGGCACGUGCGCGCGUGUUCGAUCUCUUCGCGCACAUGCGGUAUGCCGCGCAUCCUGACCCAGAUGCAGUGCUCUACUGUACCAUGAUCCGCGCAUGCUCAUCUGUAGGAAUGCCUGCGGAGCCUGAGCGUGCCAUGGAUCUGUUCACGGAGAUGACAACCGACCGCGGACAGGCCCCGACACAGCAAGCCUACCUUGCGCUCGCGCGGGUCUUUGUGUGUAGUGGUGAGGAGCGCUAUAUUCACAGUGCCUUCCGUCUUGCGAAAGAGAUGCUCGACGCUCACCGGGAUGCGCGCGGGCUGAACGCGUUCCGCCCUGACAACCGACUCUUUGAGACGCUCCUGGAUGGCGCGAAGCGUAUACGGGACCUCGGACGCACUCGGUGGAUUUUGGCGGAGAUGGUGAGAGAGAACAUGGAAGACACGAAGGCGGGCUUGAGGACCCGAAGUGCUGGUCUGGACGAGCCAGCCAUGAGGCAUGUUUUCCAUUCGUAUGCUACGUACAAGCCGCCCUUCCGGCGAUCUUCAACCGUACUUGUCGACUCUGAGGCGACCAGCACGUCGAACACGACUGAACGCAAUGUUGUUCAGAGCACGGAUGACGUGCAUGUAGAGAGUUCCACUGCCACUGAGCCGGCGGAUGCUGCAGAUGCCGAACUAGAAGAGGACUUUUCGUCAGCGCAGCUACCUAGCCCAAGGUCAAGUACUCAGUUCUCCUACAUGCCACCUCAAACGCGCAACGAAUUACUCGCUGAGGUGGGGGCUCUGUUCGCGCGAGUUAUUGAGGAACGCCAGGCGGUGCAAACUGGAACGACCGGAAACGACGCAGACGCGGUGCCAAGGCCAUUUGGUAACGUUGUCAUUACGCCACGACUCAUCAACUCGUAUCUCUCCGUACACUAUGCCCACUCUCCUCUUGAGGUCUGGGGCCACUUGUAUCGCACACUGCAUAAUAGCCUGGGCGUUCCCCGCGAUGCACUGACGUAUAUCGAUGCGCUGGAGCGCUGUACGACAUGCUCCCCCGGCGAGCGGUCCCGGGCAUUCAAGAUCGCAGAGGAAGUGUGGGGCAGCUGGCAGAAUGUCGAGGAGGCGUGGCGGACACGCGGCGAGCGCACACAGGACGACCCGACGGUGGUAGGUGUGGACGCGCGGCUGGUCGAGCGGGCGAACGCAGCCAUGAUCCGGAUGCUUACGCUCACUGGCCGCUUGCAGCGAGCCCUAAACCACGUCAGGACAUUCGCCGAACACUAUCCGCCGCUGCGCGUGCUCUCCACCCAGGCGAAGCCCGUGCUCUACUCGUCACGCCCCAUCCUCAGCAUCCACCGCCCGCUCGUGCGGCUAACGAGUGCGACUGAUAUCCCUGACGACCACGUGCCGCCAAUGCUCACCUUCUCGGAGCUGGAGAUCCUACACCACCGCCUGCUCGCCGCGGGUGACCGCACUGGGCUCGGGUUCGUCAAGUGGGUGUGUAAGGCAUACGAGGGCGCGCUUUGGCGCAGGCGGGCGGCGGCCCUGCGCGAUGCGCCAUCUUAG